This is a messenger RNA of Erinaceus europaeus (western European hedgehog), 697 nucleotides long. Its product is annotated as zinc finger protein 277-like. The record is from RefSeq and is a predicted model, not a curated record. Lineage: Eukaryota; Metazoa; Chordata; Mammalia; Eulipotyphla; Erinaceidae. The coding region runs from base 102 to 329 and encodes 75 amino acids. The transcript is spliced from 3 exons.
GAGUGCAAGCUUGAGGAGGGAUGUAUGUGGAGUGGUGAAGGAGAAAAGAGGCACCUACCUAGGCAGACAUAUCAACCAAAUCAACCCUGGUGAUCAGUGGAAUGACUUAUGUCAUACCCAGGACUCUCUGUACAGUCUUCCAGUGGGGCUACUCCAGUUUGCAUUCUCACCAGCAGUGUAGCAGAGUUCCCUUUUAUCCACAACCUCUCCAGCACCUGUCAUUUCCUGGUUUGUUGAUGGAAGCCAUUCUUUCAGCCACCAAGUUGCAGAUGCUACCACAACGGCAACCUGAACACUCUAGGCAGAUGACCUCAUCCAUGUACCCUUGAACCCCACCUCUCCAGAGCCCUGCCCCACUCGGAAAAGAUAGGAACAAGCUGGGAGUAUGGAUUAACCUGUCAACACCCAUAUUCAGUGUGGAAGCAAUUAAAGAAGCCAGACCCUCCACCUUCUGUACCCCAAAAUGAUCCUGGGUCCAUGCUUCCAGAGGGAUAGGGAAGCUUUCAAUGGGGGGGAGAGUGGUAUAUGGAGCUCUGGUGGUGUGAAUUGUGUGGAAUUGUACCCCUCUUAACCUAAGGUCUUGUCCAUCAUUAUUAAAUCAAUAAUAAUAAUAAAUAAAGUACAAAUGAAAGUCAGUGAGGAAUUCAUUACAGAAAAUUUGUUCCUGUGGUCCAGGAGGUGGCACAAUGGAUAAAGC